Molecule: messenger RNA, 2821 nt
Organism: Xiphophorus couchianus (Monterrey platyfish)
Lineage: Eukaryota; Metazoa; Chordata; Actinopteri; Cyprinodontiformes; Poeciliidae
Gene: dnttip2
Product: deoxynucleotidyltransferase, terminal, interacting protein 2
Exons: 7
Coding region: 81-2585 (834 amino acids)
Biological process (GO): RNA processing
Cellular component (GO): nucleolus
Molecular function (GO): RNA binding
Source: RefSeq, a predicted model, not a curated record
UAGGCCUGUUGCUUUUCUCCGCGCAUCGAUUACCCAGGUCUGGCCCGGACCGGAAGUGAAAGUAGAAUAUCGCGUCCAAGAUGGUGGCCACCAGAAGAGGAGCAUACGCGGACUCUGCCCCUAAAAGAGCGGAGGAAAAGCAGUCAGUUGUCCAGGCCACGCCCUCUACCGCCCGAAGAACCAGGAGGGCUCAGCAGGAGGAAUGCCAGCAGACCCUCACAGAGACCUCCAGCCAGCUGGAGAAGAACAAAGGAGAAUCCCUAGAUACUCCUGCCACCUCCAACAAGAGGAGAGGCACCAGAGCCUCCAGAUUCCACAGCCCAGAGAAGCCCUGCACUCCAGUGGGCUCCGACCAUGAAGAGGAGACGUCUGACGUGGAGUCCCUCUGCUCUGCGCUGUCGGACUCCGAGCCGCCAGUAACGCUGACCAGAGCGAGGACGAGAGCGCUUCUUGAGAAGGAUCAGGACCAUGAGACGUCCGAGGUGGAGUCGAGCUCGUCUGCUGUGUCUGCAGCCAGACCUGGACUUGGCAGCAGACGGAGCACAAGAAGAAAGCCGGCUCAGACAUCUGGCUCGGCGAAAGCAGCAGACGGCAAAGAGGAAAUGGCACCGAGAGCCGAGUCCGGAUCUCAGAGAGUUACAAGAAGUCAGAGGAAAUCUGCUCACACCCGAUCAUCUGCAAGGCGACACAUCGAAGACUCCGAGCUCUCAGAGGCCGAGAGCGGCACAUCCAGCAUCUCAGGACGAAGGCUCAGGAGGCAACUCCGUCCUAUUCCCAUCCACCUGGACGAGCUGUCCGAAAGCUCCCAGUCCCCCACCAGGACGACUCGACGAAGCAAACCAACAAGAGGGAAAGCAGCUUUGACUGGGAACGAAGAUAAGAAAUUAUAUUGCGACUCUGACGGGUUUGAGUCUGGGCCCACCUACAGUCUGAGCACCAGAACCCAGUCUGCUGUGUCUAAAUCCACUGUGGAUUCAGAAUCUGAGGAGGUGGAAGCAAAUUCAUCAGCGGGAAGCAAAGAGUCCAGCAGUCGGAGAGCUCCUACAUCCAGACAGUCCACAAAGCCCAGCAGCUUCGUUUUAGAAAAAAGUGAAGAAGCAGCUGAAGAGGAGAGCUUGUUGAAUGAUUCUAAGUUAGAAAGCACCGUGAUUGGAGAGGAUACAGACUGCACUCUGGUAGAGGAAGAAACGAUCCAAACAUCUGGAGAACAGGAAAGCUUGGAGUUCACUUCCAGUGGAGCUGAUGAGGAGAAAGCAGAAAAGGAGAAAAUGGAUCCAUCAGAAGAUGUGGAGCUCCCUGGGUCAGUGUGUGAUGAGAGUGAGCCUGCAGUGAUCACCAAAGACCUGCAGGAGGAGCUGUCUCAUGAUAGCAAAGCUGGAGAGGCCUCAGAGAUGGAGAAGAUGCAGGAAACGGUACCACCAUCAGAGCCAGAGCAGAGUCUUCAGUCUGCUCCAGUAAUAAGAGAAAUGGACUCUGACAUGGCAGAGAGGGAGGAGAAGCAGGAAGCUGCAGGGAUCCAUCCCACCCCGGCAGACGAGCCUCUGAAGGAGGAAACCAGGCCCAGUGAGGAGGAAAAACUGGAGGUCCAGGUGACGGCGAGCCAGAAGGCAAAGGUCACGGUAGAGUCUGACUCGGAGCAGAAAUCUAAGGACAUUGUUGUCCAGAAAAAGAAAACAAUCAGCCUGCUAGACAGCAGCGAUGACGAAGAUGACUUUGAUGACGAAGACGAUUCGGGGAGCAGAGAGGAAAGACGAAGAGAGCCUUCCAACAUGUCCGAGGCAGCCUCGACGUCCGCGGUGGAGGGUCUGUUUAUGAUCGACACUCGACCCGGACAAGAUGCUGACCAGCAGUACUUCAGAGAGGAAGAGGACGCUGUGGAUAAAGGAGCUGAAUCUGAAGAUGAAGAGUUCAUCGACGAAGAGGGGGACGAGGAUGAGGACGAGGAUUCAAAAGUCUUGUUCUCCAGCAGAAGCUCUCAGUUGACAGAGAUGUCCAGCCGUAUUGACCCCGGCAUCAGGGUGAAGGAGCUCGGGGGUUUAUACAUCAGUUUCGAUGGCAGCAAAUCAAAACCCGUCUCCAGCUUGCUGCAAAAACUGAAGGAAAAGAAGAGUGUGGGUGAGGUGAUGAAGAAGAGCGUGAUCGGCCCGGACUUUGAGAAGAAGGAUGCAGUGCCUCCCUACAGUGAAUCUAAACAAGCCUUAAAGUUGAAACACAGAGCAGAGAGGGCAAAAUCAACGGGAGACGGUUGGUUUGGUAUGAAAGCUCCAGAGGUUACCCAGGAGCUGAAAGGGGACCUUCAGGUCCUGAAGAUGAGAGGCUCCCUGGAUCCCAAGAGGUUCUACAAGAAGAACGACAGAGAUGGCUUCCCCAAAUAUUUCCAGGUGGGCACCGUGGUGGACAGCCCCGUUGAUUUCUAUCAUUCCCGUAUUCCUAAGAAAGAGAGGAAGAGAACCAUGGUGGAGGAGCUGCUGCAUGAUGCCGAGUUCAGGCAAAAGAAUAAAAGGAAGUACCAGCAGAUUAUAGCAGAGAGAGCAGCACAACGAGCUGGGAAGAGGAGCCAGAAGAAGAAAUUACGUAAGAAGUGAAGAAGUUGUGAACUCUGACCCUGAGGGGCUUUUCCAUGAACACUGAUAUCAUCGAGGAGUGUGAGACGAGUGUAUCGACAGUGAAACACUAAUCCUCACGGAGUCCUGAUCUGACGAUUUCAUAACUCUGUACAGUGAUUAAUAAAUACUGCUUCUGUUUGCUACUAGUUGGCUUUUUAAUGAAAUCUGAACCAGUUUUAGAGUGUCUUCCUAAAAAUAAAAUGAUUUCAUUGUGA